This is a messenger RNA of Brienomyrus brachyistius, 3746 nucleotides long. RefSeq names its product zinc finger protein 883-like. Gene Ontology annotation, biological process: regulation of DNA-templated transcription. The record is from RefSeq and is a predicted model, not a curated record. NCBI's taxonomy places the organism in Eukaryota, Metazoa, Chordata, Actinopteri, Osteoglossiformes, Mormyridae. Bases 1 to 1887 code for a protein of 628 amino acids. The transcript has 7 exons.
AUGGAGAACCCUAUCCUCAUGCAGGAGGAUUAUGCGGAUAUCCGGGCCUAUUUCUCCAAGGCUGAAUGGGUUCGGCUGCAGAGAUGCGAGAAGGUGCACUACAGGAACAUGAAGAGGAACCACCAGGCCAUGUUGGAUAUGGGGCUGAAUUCCACCACUCCAGUGUUCAUGAGAAGAAGCCGAUCCAGCGGGGUGAUGGAGGAGAGGUUGGGCGGCGACAAAUGCAGCAAUUCGGAGGAGUGGACGUCUCACCUUCUGAGAAGGAGCCCGGGGGACAAGAAGGUGAAGGAUGCAGCGGUUCAGGAUGUGACUGAGGUGGAGCUGAUUGGUUCUCUUCUGUUAGUUACUGCAAGGAGAAUGAGUGAAUCUCAUCCCAAGGAACAUGUCAGACAACUGAGGGCUGGAACUGUCAACACAUACCAGGAUUCCCCAACUUCUGUCAACACACUGACAUCACAGCAGGGUUCCCAGGGUACGAAGACUUUCAAUAUAAACAGAGACUGUAAAAUACACAGGCAGACUCGCACAAAGAAGUCCCAUCGGUGUUCUGAGUGUGGGAAGAGCUUCAGUCUUUUAGGAAACCUAAAGACUCACCAACGGAUUCACACAGGAGAGAGGCCCUACCAGUGCUUCCAGUGUGGAAACCGAUUUAAUGAGUUAAGAUGCCUAAAGAGACACCAGCGGAUUCACACAGGAGAGAGGCCCUACCAGUGCUCCCAGUGUGGCAAGAGCUUCAUUCAGUUAAGUCACCUGAAGACACACCAGCGGAUUCACACAGGAGAGAGGCCCUACCAGUGCUCCCAGUGUGGAAACGGAUUUAAUGAGUUAGGACCCCUAAAGAAGCACCAGCGGAUUCACACAGGAGAGAAGCCCUACCAGUGCUCCCAGUGUGGGAAGAGCUUUAGUCAGUCAGGAACCCUAAAGACACACCUGCGGAUUCACACAGGGGAGAGGCCCUACCAGUGCUCCCAGUGUGGGAAGAGCUUCAGUCAAUUUAGUCACCUGAAGAGACACCAGCGGAUUCACACAAUGGAGAGGCCCUACCAGUGCUCCCAGUGUAAGAAGAGCUUCCGUAUUUUAGGAAACCUAAAGACACACCAGCGGAUUCACACAGGGGAGAAGCCCUACCAGUGCACCCAGUGUGGGAAGAGCUUCAGAGUGUUAGGAAUCCUAAAGAGCCACCAGCGUAUUCACACAGGAGAGAGGCCCUACCAGUGCUCCCAGUGUAAGAAGAGCUUCCGUAUUUUAGGAAACCUAAAGACACACCAGCGGAUUCACACAGGAGAGAGGCCCUACCAUUGCUCCCAGUGUGAGAAGAGCUUCAGAUAUUUAAGUCACCUGAAGAGACACCAGCGAAUUCACACAGGAGAGAGGCCUUACCAGUGCUCCCAGUGUGGGAAGAGCUUCAUGGAGAAGAGUCCUCAUCUUUUACACCAGCGGAUUCACACAGGAGAGAGGCCCUACCAGUGCUCCCAGUGUGAGAAGAGCUUCAGUCAAUUAAGUCACCUAAAGACACACCAGCGGAUUCAUACAGGAGAGAGGCCCUACCAGUGCUCCCAGUGUGGAAACAGAUUUAAUGAGUUAAGAAGCCUAAAGAGUCACCAGCGGAUUCACACAGGAGAGAGGCCCUACCAGUGCUCUCAGUGUGGAAAAAGAUUCAGAGAGUUAGGACCCCUAAAGAAGCACCAGCGGAUUCACACAGGAGAGAGGCCCUACCAGUGCUCCCAGUGUGAGAAGAGCUUCAGUCAAUUAAGUCACCUAAAGACACACCAGCGGAUUCACACAGGAGAGAGGCCCUACCAGUGCUCUCAGUGUGGAAAAAGAUUCAGAGAGUUAGGACCCCUAAAGAAGCACCAGCGGAUUCACACAGGGGAGAGGCCCUACUAGUGCUCCCAGUGAUUUUUCUUGAUUAGGAUACUUUGAGACACACCACCAGACCCACACAGUUCAGUCAGUCCAAUAAAUGUUUGUUCUUGAAUUUUUCUAAAUUGUAUUUCUGAAAUACCUGUAUGUUGGGUCCCCCUCAUUAGUCCUGUUGAUGUUUAGGAUUUAUUUGACAAAGAUUCAGAGGUGUUUUUUAAUAGUUAGAAUAUAUUGUGAAGGUAGUCUUUGACUGCAAAGCAGUUUUAUAAACUGUUAAAUUGCACGGUUGUGUAUUUUACAGAAGAUGAUUCGGCUCACGUGAAACAGAAUUCAGAAUUUUAUUUCAGUAAACUUUUCUGUUUGAAAUAGCUCCCUGUUCGUUAGUCUAGAUAUGAUGACAGCUGAGCUAGGGCGUGGCCUCUGCUUCGUAAUGUCUCCACCUACUGAGACAUGUAUAGACAAUGGAUUGUAUUAGGUUACAUGUGUAAUACGUCACGAUUUGUGUGUAGGGGCCAUUUUACCAGGGAAUGUCGGAGAUGUCCGUCACACAGAUGCAUGAAGUUCUGUAUUUCUUUUCAAUGUUAAAGAAAGUUUCAUAUAAACUAAAUGUAUAGCGAGGGCUCAGGACUAUGAAAAGCUGUAUUUUGUUCAGGCAAAUGGGACUGAGGCAUUUCUUCGUAUCAUUUGAAGGACGUAAUCUAUCACACAGUUAACCAUAAAGUGUAAAUGCAGGCGCAAUGAGGCGCCGUAACACUAUCUUAAAUUAUACAUGAAUUGCCAGCUUUGUGUUACAGUUGGGUGCCCAACAUAAACUCAAAAAAACUAAAAAAGAAACUUUAGAUAUACACUCAAUAAAUACAAAAGGGACCAGCGACUGCGACAUAGAUGAUUUGCAACCUCAAGUUCAUCAGUCGGUUCUCCCUUUUACAUGAGCUCAGUGGCUAUAAAAACUCCCACGAUUAGAUGAUAGAAAUGUACUUUGUCCUUAGGAACAAAACUAGCUAGUCUGAGUUAUUAUUAAUGAAGGCUUCCAUAUAUGGCAAACCACAAGAUGCCACUGCCUGAGCAUGUCUGUUGCAAUUAAUUUAGAAUGACCUUGGGAGGCUAGCGAGUUAAUUUGGUGUUAGUGGAAAAUGACAGAAUUGGUUGCCUUCCUGCACAUUAAUUCGAUUCGAUGUUACGCCAUUUCCAGGUGUGUCGGUGCCCAGUAUGAAGCUAAUCGCCGCAUUAUAUGUAUGAAAAGAAGACAGAAUAGCAAAAAAAGUGAGAAAAAAUUCUACCUAGAUCACCACUAGAGGGAGCUCACACAUUCUGUCGUACUUGCCACAGUAACAACAGUGAUGUAUAGGAACAGAGUUAGAAGACAGUAGUUUAUAUAUAAAAAAUGCAGUUUCAUUAAUCUAAUUGGGUGGGCCCAGCUGUCAAUACCACCCAGACCUAACCAUAGGUCUGCCUCUGCGUCAGUCCAUCUACGAAACUGGACAGAAAAUUUACAACCGUUCUGUUUAAGUGGUUAUAUUUAAGGAAUGUCACAUUAGUAAAUUCACGCUUUACAUGAACAUCUGAAAUCGGCAGAGACAAAAUCGGCAGUACAGGCAGACCAAUGUCUUUGAAACUCCUUUUUCUUUCAGCACCCUCUUACUGCAAAACCUCAAUCCAAAGUACUCCAUGUUGUUCAUCUGUGUGAAACUGCAACAGAAGAGCUCUCUCCACUGGUUUUCUAAUUCACCAAGGGAACAGGAAGGCCCUCUUUUGGUAGGCUGCCUACUGCAGGCUCUCUUACCCGGGGUUGUAGGAUCUCCAGCUUACUCAAGUGACUCUGUAAGUCACAUUUGAUACUGUGUCCGGAAGCAGUCCAUGCUGCGCUUAGGAAUGACAUCUGU